This is a messenger RNA of Sabethes cyaneus, 1074 nucleotides long. RefSeq lists its product as uncharacterized. The transcript is spliced from 6 exons. The record is from RefSeq and is a predicted model, not a curated record. Lineage: Eukaryota; Metazoa; Arthropoda; Insecta; Diptera; Culicidae. The coding region runs from base 1 to 1074 and encodes 357 amino acids.
AUGCCGGACGACAGUGUUGCGAAAAACAUUUUGUCCAUGAAGCCAACCUUAACCCAUAGUAUAGAGUGGCACAACGUGCUUAAUGGCUCGGCCAGUUUGGAGCUAACUUGCGAGACACUCGAAAAAUUGACAUCGAUUUACACUUCCGUUCACAUAACAAAUCUUGAAGUGCCAAGAACGUACAUCCUUGAGCAGGAUGAUUUUCUCACUGCCUUCUCUGCCGGAGAAUACCACUGGAUGCAGCAGCAGCAGCGACCAGUACGAAACAAAUCGAACGGAACCAUUCAUCCCUUGCCAACUGCCGCCGCCGCCGUAGCAGUUGAAGCAGAAAACUUUACUACAGGGCAGGGCGAUAGUAAUUCUUCCUUGGCGGUAAAACCUCUCAUAAUGGAUUGCCAGUACGAGAUUAAGGCUAAUGAGUGCGGAUUCGUUCUUAAGUGGUAUUUCAACCGGAAGCUGAUUUACCAAUGGAUACCGGCAAGAAACCCGGUUGGCAUGAAUCAGUUCAAAAGUGAACUUCGUACCAACUACUCUAUGUCGGAUUCGGCCAACUACAAGUACCGGGCCCUGGUAAUACAGAAUCCAAAGCUGAACCACAGCGGAGAGUACAUGUGCUCGGUGCAAACUUAUGAAUCGUUCGACCGUAAGGCGGCUCGAUUUCAAAUUGUUGUUCCCGAGAAAAUGCUGCUGCUUCACUACGAAAACGACGCCGAAAAGGAAAACAUGCUACUUAUCAAAUGCAGCGUGUUUAUGAUUUAUCCUGAACCGAACCUGGUCCUAGUUGUUAGCGGCGACCUAGUGCUGGUUAGCUCACGUACCGUCGUCGUUGCCGACCGGUACCACAUGUUCAACAAAACCGUUUAUGGCCUGAUCGACAAGCACCUGCUCAUCUCACCCACCUCGAUUGGCUGUGUCCUAUCGGUUGCCGGCUCGAGCUACGUGCGAAAGCGCGAAACAAUCUAUUACGAUCCCACGCAGCUGACGAGAUGGAGCCGCCUCAGGAUGGACCAUCAGGGACGAUUUGAGAUUAGCGAUUGCUCCGGUAAGGUGGUUAAGUUAGCACGAUUGACCUAA